UCAGUCCAUGUCAUUCCCAAAGCCAAACAACCAGCCAAGCUGAAUGGAUUCCCGUCCAAUCUACACUAUAUAAGGGUACAUGACAUCCAAGUGAUGGACAAAUUGAAUUGUGCACGACGAAGAGUCAGGUCAUAGUCAUCACAUUGCGAGUAUUCCUAGUGGAAGUCAAAGAACGCCGAUUAUUACCGCAAAGAUCAUCAUCGUGACCACAAGAUUCGUUCAGAAGGUUCUUUUGGGUUUCCCGAGGCCAUCGGAGUUUAAAUUCGUACUAUCGCAAUUUGAGCAAUUAUCGCUGGAAAAAAAACAGUGAACAGUGGGAGUGAGGAACGUUUAGUGUUGUGAACUUAGAAUAUUUCUCAAUAGUUCUUAUACGUUGAAGUUCUAGUACUCAACCCUUAUUCCACUUUUCUAACGUGAAGUUUAAAAAUGCAUCUUAAAACAUUGUGCUUUGCACUGGGAGUACUAAUUCUAAUGUUUGUGGACUCCGAUGCAAUGCCUGCCGUAAAUACACAAAUGAUGCAGGAGAAUGGAAUGUUUAAAAUUCCACAAUGGCAUUGUUUACGCUACUUCAAACACGACAUUCAUAUGAUGCGAAGAUGUAGAAUGCAUAGAGGACCACUUGUUGGCAGAAGGAUUAAUCCAUAACAGCAGCAGCAGCAGCAAGACCAACUUUACACAUUUUUUUAAAUAUAUUUUUCUGAAAAAUACUUAACAAUUUAUUCCGUGGAACAGAUGGCACUGCUUUAGAUGUUCAAUUUGUGAUAUUUUAUUCGCAUUUUUUUUUUCUAUAUUUGUAUAUGUAUUCGAAUGCAUUCAAUACUCCAUUCAUUGUAGGUAAAUUGUAAUAAGUCUCAUGUAAACAUCUUUUCUGAGCAUAACUUAAAUAUAUUGAAAACUUCUAUGUAUAUAUAAAUGUCUAA
Molecule: messenger RNA, 920 nt
Organism: Hermetia illucens (black soldier fly)
Lineage: Eukaryota; Metazoa; Arthropoda; Insecta; Diptera; Stratiomyidae
Exons: 2
Coding region: 427-645 (72 amino acids)
Source: RefSeq, a predicted model, not a curated record